This is a messenger RNA of Drosophila subobscura, 2274 nucleotides long. RefSeq names its product PI-PLC X domain-containing protein 1 (gene PLCXD). Lineage: Eukaryota; Metazoa; Arthropoda; Insecta; Diptera; Drosophilidae. Gene Ontology annotation, molecular function: phosphoric diester hydrolase activity. The transcript has 3 exons. The record is from RefSeq and is a predicted model, not a curated record. Gene Ontology annotation, biological process: lipid metabolic process. Bases 599 to 2089 code for a protein of 496 amino acids.
ACAAAUAGUGCAUCGUUUCCAUUGUCUUGGUUGCCAGGCUAACAAACAAAUUCUACACUGCUAAUUAAAAGUGAAGACGAAUAAAUAAGUUGAAACAUUCUUGGGAAUUUCGCGUAGGCAUUGUCGGGAGUCUUAUCUGAUUGCAGUCAAUUGUUGUUCCAUUUACGCAAACAAUAAAGAUAGUAAUCUCAUUGCAAGUUGAACGCAAAUUGUAUGCAGAUUCUAUAUUGAUCAUUGGAUUACACUGUGUUCUUACUGUAUGGAAAAUAUAUAAGGUUUAAUUAGUGGAAAUCCCAACAUAAACAAACUCGUUGAGGAAGUCUAUUUACGCUUCUCACUAAGCUUUCGUGUUGGAUUCCAAUUGUUUGUUUACACAUGUACUUAUAGGGGCACCGGCACCCAACCAGAGAGAGAGAGAGUAGGAAGUGGGGCUACUGAUGAUGAUGGGGCUUGCUGAUUCCGAUCAUAACGACUGAGGCUCGUGUGGCGAGCGGUUGAUCUCCCAUCGCGUCAGAUUUCCCACUGCCGUCGCCCGCUGAUUAACGCUGGACGCAAUCAGAACAAAUCAGCAUUAAUUCAAUCAAAGAUUAAGACUGACAUGGAUCGUCUCAGCUGUGCACAGAAGAUGUUCCUGAAAGCGGUUGUGUUCAUCCUGGCCCUGGCCCUGACACAGUUUGGCCCUGCCGCCGCCGUGCCACAGGUGCAGACAAUUGGAGCGUCACGUCCCGAUGAAGAUGGCCACAGACUGAAGCUUUGGCUGACAAUCAAUGCGCGUAAGCGUUUUCUGGAGAUUUCCUGGAAGAAUGCCCCAGCCCAAAUGGGUGACAAUGUUCUGCUGACACUCCAGGAUCCGCACAGCUUCGAGCGGCGUACACUGCCAACGGGCACGCCUUUGGCUUCCUUCGCUUGUGAUGAAGGCAGUGGCUCUGGCGAUGGUGCGGCCGACUACGUGCCCGUGCAGGGAUUCACACGGAAGCCGCGCAUUGAGCUGAUCACGAAGGAGUCGCCUGCGUUGCGCCAGUAUUGGGUAGCCAACGGGGGAAGCGCCGAAGUGGUGGCUGCCAUACAGCCCAGCCUCACCACCCAGUGGUUCACCACGGGCGUGCCCUUCGACUAUGCGCUGUCGCGGAAUGUGAGCACCCAGACCUCCUGCUACGGCUACUGGGCCAGCUACAUCAAUGCGGAGGGACGCAUUCUGGCCAAGAACUGUGUGCGGGCCUAUCCCCGCUGGAUGAACGAGUUGCGUUCGGUGGUGGGAGAGCUGCGGCUGCGCGAUCUCUUCAUACCGGGCACCCAUGACUCCGGCUCGUAUCGCCCCAACUUUGAUCCACUGCUACGCGAGAGUCUGGUGACCAAAUAUGCCCUCACCCAGGAUGACGACAUAAUGGGACAACUGAUGCAUGGCGUGCGAUAUCUGGACAUACGCGUGGGCUACUAUCGAGCAUCACAGGAGAAGUUUUUCAUCUACCAUGGCAUCACGAAGCAGCGACCGCUGCAGGAAGUCAUCAAUCAGGUGAAGGAUUUUGUCCAUGAAACCAAUGAGAUUGUCAUAUUUGGACUCAAGGAAUUUCCAGUGGGCUUUGGCAAGAACUUGGGCGUCCAUCGUCUGCUGGUCAGCUAUCUGCGGGAACAGUUCCAGGAUCUGAUUGCACAUCCCUCACUGGGAUGGCGAGCCUCACUGCGCGACAUUUGGUCGAGGCAACAGAAUGUGAUUCUGGCCUACGACAAGCAUGCCAUUGUGGAGGAGAAUCCCCAGCUGCUGUUCGGCGCCGUGGAACAGCGUUGGGGCAAUGUGCAGACCUGGCCGCGACUCGAGACAUUUUUGCGCAACAUCAACGACUUUGAUGUGUCACGCUUCUCGAGUCGCCCGGUGGCUGAUAUGGCCGAGCUGACGCCGGAAACCUGGGAUGUCAUACUCGAUAAGCACGGCGGACUCCGCAAAAUGGCCGACACAAUCAAUUGGCGCAUCUCGCAGCUGUAUCGAGAUGAGCUGGGCGAACACUCCAAUAUUGUGGCAGCAGAUUUCAUACGCGGCACCACCAUAGUAGAGACUGCCAUCGAAUGGAAUCGUCGCAAGGUUGCCUAUUAAUUAAGGAGACUUUUAGCAUUUAAAAACAGCAACAGCAACAUUUAUCAGAAAAAAAACGUUUACAAAUUUAUGUUUUGUUUGUUCCCUAAACGUGUCACAAUAUCUAGUUUGUUCCCAUAUCAAAAGCAGGCAGCACUUCCUGAUGAAUAUUCGAAAAAAGGAAUGUGGCAUCAGGAAAUGAGAAA